AUGGCUUCGAGAAAACCAUCUACCCGCCCUUCAGUGAGACACCCGAGCCACAACCAUCCAUUACGUGGUUACAAAUCCCAAGCUGAAGACGAGAUCAUAUGCUCUGGUUGCGACCUAGACCUAAUCGGUGCAGCUUUCAAGUGCACAAAGUCAGAGUGCGAUUACUUCUUGCACAAGUCAUGUCUCGAGCUUCCGCGUGAGCUCCGUCACAAGUCUCACCCGAAUCACCCUUUGACUCUUCUCUAUUCCCCACCGUAUGUUCAGUCUUCAUACACGUGUGACGCGUGCGGUGAGUACGGAUCCGGGUUCACUUACAACUGUUCUAUCUGCCAGUACGAUGUUCAUGUCGGAUGCGUGUCUAUGCCUGAGACCAUGAAGCAUGACGAGCAUGCGCACCCGCUCACUUUGAUCUACAGUUCUCCUUUACAAAAAGGUCGAAUCUUUGAAUGCGAUGUUUGUAAGGAAACGAUACCGGAUCAUCUGUGGUUGUACUAUUGCCAGAAAUGUGACUACGGUACACAUUUACAUUCAUGCGUCGCGGAAGAAGAGGAAGAGCCCAAGAGAGGAGGAAAAGGUGAAGGAAGUGGUGGAAAUAAUGUAAUGAGAGGAGGUAAGAGCUCGGAGAAUUCAGAGUUAGCUGCGAUGUUAAAGGCUCAAAGGGAGAUGGAGAGGAUGCAGAUUGCUCUAGAUUUGGAGAUGCAAAGAGCUAAGAUUGAUAAAAAGUCGAGAAAGCAUAUGCUCAAGAUGAUCUAA
Thlaspi arvense is the source of this 753-nucleotide messenger RNA. The record is from the annotation of a GenBank genome assembly. Lineage: Eukaryota; Viridiplantae; Streptophyta; Magnoliopsida; Brassicales; Brassicaceae.